This is a messenger RNA of Trichomonas vaginalis G3, 633 nucleotides long. RefSeq names its product sperm-tail PG-rich repeat-containing protein. The coding region runs from base 1 to 633 and encodes 210 amino acids. The record is from RefSeq and is a predicted model, not a curated record. The transcript has a single exon. NCBI's taxonomy places the organism in Eukaryota, Parabasalia, Trichomonadida, Trichomonadidae.
AUGGAAGUCCUCUCUAAUAUAUAUGUAAUUGGAGACCGUACUCCACUUCCAGGACCAUCAGAUUAUACAAUAUCUAGAGCUUUCACUGAUAAAAAAGGUAUUGCAAUUUCACCAAGAUUUACCUUUUCAACUUCUCGUCCAGACCCAGCUCUUGUCAACUACAAAAGCACUAUAGGAAAUGGACCAAAGGUUACAAUUGGCCCUCGUUAUUGUGAUAUUAAGAGAGAUGAUGUUCCAGGUCCAAGUUAUGUUCCUCCUCCCUUCGGACAGGUUAACGGUGUUAAGUUUCCAAGAGCAAAGGCUCCAUGUGUACCUAAAAACCUCAAUCCAAGUCCUCAAGAUUAUAGUCCAAUUUAUGAAUCAAACGUAGGAAUACGUAAGAACAUAAUGGCAUCAAUAGGAACAGCAAAACGCCCUUCCAUAUUUAACGGUGAUCCAGAUACUCCAAGUGCUGGUAAUUAUAAUCCAAGAUUCAAAUACAUUCAUGCUGACUCACCAAGAAUUACAAUUGCACAUAAGUACAAAGAGCCUAAAAAGGAUAGAACAGGUGAAUAUAUCGCUCCAAGAACUACUUUAAGUGCUCGAGGAUGUGAUUUUGGACGUGGAUCACGUCGUGUUCCUAUUAUGCAUUAA